AAGCCUCCUCAGUCCUCACUCCCACUGUCUUACACAACGCUCUCUCUCUCUCUUUCUCUCUCUCUAGAUCUCUCAUGUCGCAGACAUCUCAAGCAAAGGGGAGAGAGAACAUGUCAGGACAGGACAUCUCAUCUUACCCUCCCCACUUUGUCCAGACCAGCGACUCAGAACCAGUUGGUCGAGUUUCCAAUUCAUCCUCACCGAUCAUCGAUGAUUGGGAUCCUCUCCCCUGCAUCGAUUUCCAGCAACUUGACCCAGAGGAGAUCGGUAAGGCUUGCAGGGAUUGGGGCAUGUUCCGAUUGGUUAACCAUGGAAUCCCUGUGGAACUCUAUGCUGAGCUUCAAGAACAGGCCAAGAAGUUAUUGUCUCUCCCCUUUGAAACCAAGCAGGCUCAGCUUCAAAGCCCAAUGUCCUACUUUUGGGGCACCCCUGCCCUUACUCCUAACGGGGAGACUCUCUCGCAGGGCGUCGAGAUCGUGUAUAGGAUGGAAGGGAUAUUUGUGCUUCUGAAUCCAUUGUCUCAAAUGUCAGGAGAAGAUCCCAUGUUGAAGUCUUUCAGAAAUCUAUUGGAGGAAUAUGGGAAGCACAUGGGUAGACUGGCUCGGUUCCUAUUUGAAGCUCUGGGGAAGAACGUAGGAAUGGAUCCAGAAUCAUCUCAACCCUACCUAUCAGAAGCCACAGGGUUGAUUCGGAUCUACCGGUACCUUCAAUGCCCCGAAGUUAACAAAGUAGAAGGGUUGAAUGCCCAUACCGAUAGCUCCGUCCUUUCCAUAUUGAACCAGGAUGAAGUGGGAGGACUUCAGAUCUUCAGAGACGAUAAGUGGAUCGAAAUUAAGCCAAUCGCCAACACCCUCGUCGUUAACGUUGGUGACAUGCUCCAGGCUAUGAGUAACGAUGAAUAUAAGAGUGCAACACAUAGAGUAAUGAACAAACAGAAGGAGAGGAUCUCAGUCUGCUAUUUUGUGUUCCCUGCGGAUGAGGGUGUCAUCCAAAGCACAAAGUACAAGCCCUUUACUUAUAAGGAGUUUGAAGGACAUGUUCAACAAGACUUGAAGACCAUUGGUGUCAAGGUAGGACUCCAGCGCUUCAGGCUUUAGCAUAGAGAGCCAGCCUCAACUUAUGGUUUUGAUAGCACCAUACCCCUCAAUAGCUAGCAAUUGAAACUAGGAUUUCUUUCUGUAAAUCAAAAACACCAGAGAAAUAAUUUUAUUAGAUUUGAUGAAGAUUAACUAUCAUUCUAUUAGUUAA
Macadamia integrifolia is the source of this 1248-nucleotide messenger RNA. RefSeq names its product gibberellin 2-beta-dioxygenase 8-like. Gene Ontology annotation, molecular function: dioxygenase activity. The transcript has 3 exons. The coding region runs from base 75 to 1097 and encodes 340 amino acids. The record is from RefSeq and is a predicted model, not a curated record. NCBI's taxonomy places the organism in Eukaryota, Viridiplantae, Streptophyta, Magnoliopsida, Proteales, Proteaceae.